Molecule: messenger RNA, 814 nt
Organism: Cucurbita pepo subsp. pepo (vegetable marrow)
Lineage: Eukaryota; Viridiplantae; Streptophyta; Magnoliopsida; Cucurbitales; Cucurbitaceae
Product: glycine/proline-rich protein
Source: RefSeq, a predicted model, not a curated record
GUACUGAAUUGGACGCGUCCAAGCAACGCCAAGGCGGUCGAUACUCUUUGAUGGUAUAAACAUAAAGGGUGAGGAAUAAGCGUCAAAGUUCAAAUCAAUCUCUGUUUUGUACGUCUCUGUCUCUCCUAAUCGCCAUUUUCACGGAGCACACCAAAAUCUCUCUUGCAUCUCUGUUCAUAGUUUGGUUACUGCUCUCGGAUUCUUAAAGAAAUAUGGGAGGUGGGAAGGACAAGGACACUAAUGACAGGGGCCUGCUUUCACAUAUGGCAGCGUUUGCUGCAGGGAACCACUACUCUCGUCCUCAUGGAUAUCCACCACCACCGCCAUGCGCCGGUGCUGGAUAUGUUCCUUCGGUAGGGUACCCUCCGGCUGGGUAUCCCCCUCCCGGCGGAUAUCCUCCGGCUGGCUAUCCUUAUCACGGCGGAUGCCCUCCCGCUGGCUAUCCUGGUCAUCAUCACUACCCUGGCCAUGGACACGGACACGGCAUGGGGGGGUUGUUGGCUGGCGGAGCAGCUGCCGCCGCCGCCGCUUACGGUGCUCACCAUGUUGUUCAUGCACACCCAUUUGGCUAUGGUUACGGAAGGUUCAAACAUGGGAAAUUUGGGAAGCGUUGGAAGCAUGGAGGUAAGUUCAUGAAAUUCAAGAAAUGGAAGUGAUCAAAUUGCUACCUAUCUAUGUUGGAUAUAUAUAUAUAUAUAUAUAUAUCGUUGUGUGAGUUUUGAGUCUAAACCUAGAAAACUAAAUAAUGGUAUCUUAUUGCUUGUACUUUGGUUGUGAUAUUGGCUUCUUAUGUAAACAAUGCGAUCUUUUUUUU